This is a messenger RNA of Drosophila obscura, 775 nucleotides long. RefSeq lists its product as uncharacterized. Lineage: Eukaryota; Metazoa; Arthropoda; Insecta; Diptera; Drosophilidae. The transcript is spliced from 2 exons. The record is from RefSeq and is a predicted model, not a curated record. The coding region runs from base 42 to 638 and encodes 198 amino acids.
AUUUCUCGCCACACUUCAUUCACCAAGCGGUUCGCGUUAAAAUGUUCUUCAAAGUCUCGACUCUUCUGCUGGCCUGCGUCGCCCUGGCCGCCGCAGCGCCCGGCUCCGGAAUAGCCCCUUCGACCAGCCUCAUCGACUUCAUGAUGCAGUCGCGGGCUCUGAGAACGGCCACCACCCUCAACUUGAACUGCUUCGACUGGUAUUUGCCCAUCCUGAAGGGGCAGUCCGACCAGUAUGAGAAGGACUACAAGGUCUGCGCCGAAAGGUUCGAUGUCGAGAAAUGGCUGGCCGACACCAACUACGGCAUCGCCCGCAAUGGAAUUGACUCUCAGGCUAGGCAGACCUGCGCCGCCCUGGAGCGUUGCUCGUACCAGGCGGAUGACUCGAGUGCCCUUGAUUGCUAUUCCAAGACCGCUCCCGAACAAUCUGCUAUUCUGGCCACCAUCGGCAAUAAUGCGACCGAUCUCAACAAGCAGCUGGUCAGGGAUAUCGCUCUCAUUAACCUAGAACUGGAUUCGUGCCAGACCAAGGCCGAGAGGGUGUACAAGGAGGGCUCUGCCGCCAGCUUUGAGGAGCUGAAUGCCUGCCUGGACGACGAUAACUGGACCCAGCCCAACAGCACCACUGUGUCCAGUUGAACGAUUGUUGGGGCUAGCUUUAUACACAAAAGCCAAAGCUCUAAUCACAGCAUUUCAAUCACUUCUGUAAUCUUUUUCUGAUUGUGCCUAAUGCCUUCCCAAAUUCCCAAAUUACAGUGUGUCACAUCUUGAAAUUC